This is a messenger RNA of Westerdykella ornata, 1632 nucleotides long. RefSeq names its product feruloyl esterase B precursor. The record is from RefSeq and is a predicted model, not a curated record. NCBI's taxonomy places the organism in Eukaryota, Fungi, Ascomycota, Dothideomycetes, Pleosporales, Sporormiaceae. Bases 1 to 1632 code for a protein of 543 amino acids. The transcript is spliced from 2 exons.
AUGGCAUUCUUGCUCCUUCUUUUCCUUUUACUGCGGUUACGUGCCGCGGCCGCAGUUGAUGAUGUACCUCCCUCCAGAUGCGCAGCUGCUACGUUCCAGCCUCCUACCGUCCCUGGCGCCGAAGUCCUGUCAAUCGAAGCGGAAGAAAGGCGGGAUGUAGCCACCGCUCCGUUCUUCAUGUUCCCCGGAGUGUCUGGCUUUGACAUAUGUGACGUUAAAGUCUACCUCACCCAUCCCGGUACGGAAGACAAGGUACUCGUGCAAACGUGGCUGCCACUUGAUCAGGAGAGCUGGAACGGGCGCUACCAAGCUACAGGAGGAGGUGCAUGGGCGACAGGCUUCUUCGAUCCAUUCCUCGGACCCGCAGCAAAAACCGGCUACGCCGCAUCCGCGACGGACGGGGGCCAUGAAGGACUAGAUGCAAGCUGGGCACUGAAACCGGACCGCAGCAUCGAUUGGAACCUCUUGCAGAACUUCGCCAGCCGGAGUCUGGCGGACCAGGUCUAUGUCGGCAAGAGCAUCACGGAGCAGUUCUACGGGAGAGCUCCGCACCACUCGUACUGGAACGGAUGCAGUCAGGGUGGCCGCCAGGGGUAUGAGAUUGCGCAAAAGUACCCGGGGUUGCUGGAUGGCAUCCAUGCGGCUGCUCCCGCCAUGGAUUUCGUCAAUAUGCAAAUGGGGCUCUUCUGGCCGCAGGUCGCGAUGAAGGAAGCGGGGACUUGGUUGAGCCAAUGCGAAUAUUCCUACUUCAUGAGCCGCGCGAUCGAGGAAUGCGAUAUUCUGGAUGGCGUACGGGACGGUAUUCUCGAGGAUCCUGAACUCUGCACUUUCGAACCGGGGAAGCUCGUAGGGGACAAGAUCGAGUGUAACGGAGAAGUGGUGGAGAUCACUCCUGCCAUGGCAGAUGUCGUGCAGAAGUAUUGGCAAGGACCGACCUCGCCAUUCGGUUCGAGACUUUGGCACGGAUUCCCCAUCGGUACAACCUCAGACAUGGCCGCAAACAUCACCAUCGAUGCUCAAGGACUGCGCUCCUCCAACCCUCACUUUGUUGCAUCGUCAACCAUCCGGCACCUCCUCAUCAAAGACCCCUCCUUCAACAUUUCUAAGCUCUCCUACACAGACUACCUCGGCAACUACAACCUGCAGGCGUUCAAAGAAGCCGGUGGAAAGCUACUUACAUGGCACGGGACGAACGAUAAUGUCAUCCCGUACCAGAACACUGUGCAGUAUCGGAAGAGAGUUGAAGCUAACAUGGGCGGACCCAAGGCCGUCAAUGAGUUCUACCGUCUAUUCAUAGCACCUGGGGUAGAGCACUGCGGCCUCGGUGCGGGGCCCGUGCCGAACGAUCCGUUGCAGGCAUUAGUCGACUGGGUGGAGAAGGGGGAGCCGCCGGAACGACUGGAAGCGGAGACGGAGAACGCAAAGGGUGAACGAAUCACGAGAGAACUGUGUCCGUAUCCGAAGAAGUCGAAAUACAUGGGCAUUGGUGACGGGUUCAGAGCUUCUAGUUGGGCUUGCGAAGGUGGUGAAGAGGAGGAGGAAGAGAAAGUAGAGGGCAAAGCCGACUUCCUGGGAGGGUUGAAAGACAGGCUAGUGCAGGUAGGUGUGGGUCUGGGGUUGAGCAUCGGUUGA